Molecule: messenger RNA, 2801 nt
Organism: Anoplophora glabripennis (Asian longhorned beetle)
Lineage: Eukaryota; Metazoa; Arthropoda; Insecta; Coleoptera; Cerambycidae
Exons: 14
Coding region: 1-2730 (909 amino acids)
Source: RefSeq, a predicted model, not a curated record
AUGGGGGAAUGGGAGGAACAGGGGGACGGCGACCACCACCAGUUGUGGGUGAAUCUCAGCGCCCUGGGGGAGGGGAACAUCUUCGCUGUGCUGCCGGAGUUGAUGAAAAACAUGCUGUCGCAGGACAUGGCGCUGUCCGGAAGCGCCAUGGACGUGGUGCUGCCCAGUGACGACGCAUGGCAGGCGAAGAUCUACUACAAGCUGGUGGAGAAGCAGAGGAUGAUGGAUUCGGCAUCGGCGAAUGACGACGCCCUGGGGGAGGGGAACAUCUUCGCCGUGCUGCCGGAGUUGAUGAAAAACAUGCUGUCGCAGGACAUGGCGCUGUCCGGAAGCGCCAUGGACGUGGUGCUGCCCAGUGACGACGCAUGGCAGGCGAAGAUCUACUACAAGCUGGUGGAGAAGCAGAGGAUGAUGGAUUCGGCAUCGGCGAAUGACGAGACCAUGUUGGACCAGCUCUUGAAUGAAGAAAGGACCCCCAAGCUCCACGACUGGAACAUCAUUCCCAAACCAAAGACGCUACCAUGCGAACCAAGAAGAAUAGAAACGAAGGCAAGCGGGACAAUUGAGCUGAUAACCUGGACAGUUAGCGACAUAGCCAAAGCUGGCUGUCUUCUUAGUUCCCCUCCUCGACCUGUCAGCUUUGAAGACGAGCAGGAGAUGAGGAGAGUCUACACGUUGAUUUACGACGUCUUUAGGUAUAAGAACAUCUUAACUCAAGCCCUGAACGAUAUCAGUUUUUUCCAAUUAUUUCCCAAGCUGGUGUCCAAGGUGCCCCACGUCUGGCUGCUCCUCUACGACCUCUACCACCGAGGAUUCAAGCAGCGCGAAACGAAAUACGUGGCCGUUGCUUCGAAACUUUUCGACUCAGUCGGACUGACAUACGCCGAGAACGCCCUCUGGACGCAAAAAGUGAGACUAGCGGCGGCUGUAUCCCGACUUCGCAUCAAGCACAACGCUUUGUUGCUAAGCGAACUCCUUCCGCCUCAUCUAAAGAAUGAGAAGGUCACGGAACAAGCCAAAAAUGGACCUGUGACAUGUUGGGUCAAUCUAAAGAAGAUUAGAGACAUGUCCAAACUAGUUGAAGAAAUAGAACAGAGCUUUGGCAUAAAGUUGACGACUAUACCGGGAAAAUUUGACAAGACCUGCUUCAAAUGGGACAGUCACUGCCCUCAGAUCAUCGCUUUCCACGCUUCCAUGAGACCCAAAUUAGCCAGAAGCUGCUUCAUCAGAGACCACCUAAUGAUCAUUCAGGACAAGUCAUUCUGUUUGGGACCAGCCACUUUUGGCAAACUGGUUGCCGAUUUGGAAUUAACUGGCAGCGUCAUCCAGACGCACGUGAAUUCUCCCAGAACCACAGCCUACUUGGCAACGCUGUUAUGUCAGAACGAUAAGAUCAAGAGGCUCAUGGCUUUCAGUGCAGGUAAAAGGAAAGAGGACUACGAAAGUUACUUUCAAGAACUGGGCGUUACCAAUAUCACGAUCUUUUCCGACCGCCUCAUAGACACCCCUCCUGAUGCCAGUUACAUGGAAGAAGUGGUUGCUGUUUUCGCUACACCACCCAACAGUUACUCAGCGGUGGUAGACCCAAUAGAUCUGGUGUGUAGUCGUGGUGGAGACCUAUCCAUGUUAGAGGUACUGACCGAGGCUGACGACACCAAAGAAGCUAGGAAAAGAAUCGCCGGAGUACUGGAAGAACAAAAUAUGACUCUAAGAUUUGCCAUGUCGAGACCACAGAUCCAGUUCGUGUUGUAUGAAACGCAUUCGCAGCUAGAGGAAGAAAAUAACGUGAUGGUGAACAAGGCUCUGAGAGAAAUCAACAGGGUGGCCAAGCUGCACCACGCCACUUUGCAGGGAAAGAUAGCUGCUCCUCAAAUGACGGAAACGCAAUCUGAAAGGGAAAUCAACAACAACGAAAAUCUCCAACCUCCAGAUGGAUUAUCGUUGUCUACAAAGGCGUCUUCGGAGGGUCAGCUUUCGCUCCAGAGCGUCGAGAUCGAGCAAAACGUGCUUGAAGAGGUGCAGGUACCAAAAACGGACAUGUUCGAUCACCCAGAUUUGCCAACUUUAUGCCCAAAAGACAAGUGCACAAAUUUUGAAAAAGAGGGUUGCUUCUUGGCACUAUUGCAGAGAAAGGAAGUGAUUCGGCUGGAUGACAAAUACAUGAUCCAAAUGGCAGAAAAUAGAGGUCUUUUUGGGAGUAAUACCACGACGGGAACUGCCAAGUCGAGAUCGAGCAGAGCGGCUAAGAAAAAGCAAGAGAAAUCGCCAGAGAAGUCGCAGAGACAUAGGAAGAAAUUGAAGGAAUCAGAGAUCGAGCGCAUAGCCGCUCCAACUCACACUUUCCUCAGGCAUACCAAGCGAACCGAGGAAGUCGAGAGCUGCGAGAAGUCCACUUCUUCGGAAAACAGAUUAACUCAGUACCAUCGGUGGUGGACUGAAACGACCAGGCACAUUCUGGCUCUCAAAGGCAGUUUGGUCAAGCAAAAAAUCAUACCCCCGGAAAAAAUAAAACACGCGAACCCAACAGCGAUAGUUAACAGCAUGGCGUCCCAGAAUUUGUACGACGUAGACGAAGUCGCCGCCAACAGCAACAAAAACAUGCGAUUUCCAGUCUUCCCAAAGCUGAAGCUACCCAGAAAAAGCGUGUACGAGAAGGUGCAGAUCCCCCUGCACAUCACUUCCGUAGACUUUCCCAGGCCAAGGAGCAAUGCUAAAGGCGCUAAUUAUUGAAAUUUAUCCGUCUAAGAGUGCGCUGUGAUACAUUUUUCUUUACAUAGCUUAUACAUACCUAAUAUAAUUAU